GGAAGGCAACGCUCAUGGAGGGAGCGGAUAUUGUGGACGAGUCUGGAGGAAGCGUGCUGGUGCCCUGUGUGGCUCCAAAGGACUUCACGCUCCAGAACUUCACGCUCUCCUGGACCUUCAGUCCCAGCAGUGACCCCAGUGUUGACCCCAGCGCUCUCCUGACCUACGACAGUCGCACGCGGCAGACCAGCAUGCCCUCAGAGGGCGUGGAGCUGGACCAGGAGCAGGUGCUGCUGGGAAACGGAUCCCUCCGCCUACUGAGUCCAGAGAGCGCAGAGAACACGGGUCACUACACCUGCACCUUCUCCGCCCUCCAGACCAGACACCUGGUCCAGACCUGGGUCAACAUCACCGCACCACACACCGUGCCCAUCACUGGCCACAAGGAGGGAGAGCUGUGGGUGGUUGCUGUGGUGGUGGGCGUGCUGGCCCUCCUGGUAAUCGCCAUACUGCUCUGCAAGAGACGAGCACGUCGCUCCAAGCAGAGGGACGCAGUGAUCGAGGACACAGAGAGUCAGCCCAUGCACACAGGUCAGAGGUCAGGGGUCAUCGGUCAGCCCAUGCACACAGUGAAACCCGUGGGAGCGUCCACAGUGGAGGGAAGCCAUCUCACAGAAAACCUGAAGGACACCUGCACCUAAUGCUGGCCGAAGUCGAGAGGAGUCUAGAACUUACCAAAGGCCCCACUGAUGUUCACGCAUGAGCAAUCACACUCAAAGCGCCAUGACGAGUCCAAGCUUAAAAAGUUAUCUUCAAACAAACUGCAAACUGGGAAUUAUGGGAAAUGUGGGAGUGUUUCAAAGGUUCUUUUAAAAUUAGAUCUCAAAGGAACCAUCCGACAGCAGGGUGUACCGGGGCACAAAUGAAACAUUGUGUUUUGGCGGAGAAGGUGUUGCAAUGAUCAGCUUCCACUAGAAUCAAUGGAACAGGCUACACCACACUGGGUAGGAGCACUGCAAACAAUCGCAAAAGCUAGACUUAGUCUUAUAAGAACUAUAUUACGCUCCGGUAACGGAACCCUUUAGUUGCCCUCCUGGUGGAACCUGGCUGUGAAUUUCUUCAACAACCCAGGAAAAGUUGGGACGUUGUGUAACAUGCAAAUAAAAGUCUCGUAAACCCAUAUUUAGCAACAAAAAGGACAUAUUUUCAUGUCAGCAACAUGUUUCAAAAAAAGUUGACAGGGAAUGUUUCCCACUGUGCAGCUUCACCAAUUCAUUUAACAAAAUGUUCUGAAUGUUUAGGAACUGAGAAGUUGUUAGAGUUUUGAGAAUUAAAUGUUGUCCCAUUACUGCCCAAUGUAGGGUUUCAGUUGCUCAACAGUAUGAGGUAUUCUUAAUCAUGUUUUUCAUUUCAUGAUGCACCUAAUGUGACAGGUCUGGACUGCAGACAGGUCAUUUUAGCAUUUUGGACUCUAUUAGCAUUUUCCUCUAUGGAGAAAUACUGUUUAAAUAUGUGCAGAAUUCAAAACCUGUAUACAUCAUUUAGAAUUGAUUGUGCUUUGCUAAAUGUGCAAGAUGCCCAUGCUGUAGGCACUAAUGCUCCUCCACACCGUCAUAGAUGUUGGGUUUCCAACUGAGCACUAAAAUAAGUUGGAUAGGUUGGAUACUUGGACAGGCCCUUUCCUCUUUAGCCCAGUCCAAAAAGAAUGGCAAAUUUUGAUUGGUCUAACCACCUUUUUCCACAUUACCUCAGUCCAUUUUAAACAAGCUCAGGCCCAGAUAAGACGGUGGUAUUUUCUGUAUCAUGCCUCAAUACAAUUUUGCCUGUUGCAUGGUUUAAAGUUUUUGAAUUGAGUACCAAACUGUGCACGUAGACAAUGGUUAUCAGAGGUUUUCCUGAGUCCAUACAGUGAUUUCCUUUACAGAAACAGGUCUGGUUUUGAUGCAGUGCCAUCUGAGGUCCAAAAGACCACAGCCAUCUAAUAUUGUUUUUCUGAGAAAUAAAAGCUAGAUAUUGUCUACAAAUAAUGAACAGUCCAGCUGUGGUAUAGGUUAUGAAAUAAAUAAAGUUACUUUUGUGUA
Molecule: messenger RNA, 2021 nt
Organism: Alosa alosa (allis shad)
Lineage: Eukaryota; Metazoa; Chordata; Actinopteri; Clupeiformes; Clupeidae
Exons: 5
Coding region: 15-641 (208 amino acids)
Source: RefSeq, a predicted model, not a curated record